UCAAUAAGGUAAGUAAAUUACAUUCGAACCAGACCUUAUCUUCCCAAAACUCAAACCCCUUCUUCACCUUGCCGGCAACGCUUCUCUACUGAAAGCAUCUUUUAUUUCUCCAGCAAUGGCGAUUCCGUUGCCCCUCACUUCCUACUCCCCAAUCUCAACUUCUUCUUCUAUUUCCCGAACCUCUUUCGUCCCUCUCACGCCUCGCCAUCGUAAUUUCUUCUCCGAACAGAACUUCAGUAGGCGUCUACUUAUCAGCUGCUCUUCGUCUUCGUCAUCGAACAACGGUUCAACUCCAGAGUCCAUGAACGGGAGUGGGUUAAAGGGGCAGUCAUCGUAUCCUGGAAUGCCUUCCUUUGAUGGAACAACAUCUAAGCCACCGGUUAAGUGGAGAAGGGUUUUGCUUAAAGUCAGUGGAGAAGCUCUUGCUGGAGACGAGGAGCAGAAUAUCGAUCCAAAGGUUACUAUGGCGAUUGCAAGGGAGGUUGCAGCAGUGACUCGUCUUGGCAUUGAGGUUGCGAUUGUUGUUGGAGGAGGAAACAUCUUCCGUGGAUCCACCUGGGCUGGGUGCAGUGGCCUUGACCGCUCCUCUGCUGAUUACAUCGGGAUGCUGGCAACUGUGAUGAACGCAAUAUUUCUCCAAGCGACAAUGGAGAGCAUCGGCAUCCCAACACGUGUUCAAACCGCUUUCCGCAUGUCGGAAGUCGCAGAGCCUUACAUCAGAAGACGAGCCAUUAGACAUCUAGAAAAAGGCAGGGUUGUGAUAUUCGCAGCCGGAACAGGCAAUCCGUUCUUCACAACCGAUACUGCAGCAGCUCUUCGAUGUGCUGAGAUUAACGCAGAAGUAGUACUGAAAGCAACAAAUGUAGAUGGAGUCUUCGACGAUGAUCCCAAGAGAAACCCAAACGCUCGCCUCCACGAGUCACUAACUUACCAAGAAGUAACCUCAAAGGAUCUCUCCGUGAUGGAUAUGACUGCUAUCACUUUGUGCCAAGAAAACAACAUCCCAGUUGUGGUCUUUAAUCUGUCUGAGCCUGGAAACAUCGCGAAAGCCAUCAAAGGAGAGAGAGUUGGUACAUUGAUUGGAGGAACAUGGAACUCUACUGUUGCAGCCACAUGAAGAAACAUAGAACUAUUACUACUACUUCCUUAAUAUAGUAUCUUAGGUCUAGGAAUCUAUUUGUGUGAAAUUUUGAAGUUGAAUGAAGAUGUUAUAGUUUUCCAUUACAAAGACACAAAGCUCUCAUCUUAACCCCUUUGGGCUCAUGUUAAAAUGAAUAAAAAUUACAUAAAAA
This is a messenger RNA of Brassica rapa (field mustard), 1292 nucleotides long. Its product is annotated as uridylate kinase. Gene Ontology annotation, biological process: UDP biosynthetic process. The record is from RefSeq and is a predicted model, not a curated record. Gene Ontology annotation, cellular component: cytoplasm. Gene Ontology annotation, molecular function: UMP kinase activity. Lineage: Eukaryota; Viridiplantae; Streptophyta; Magnoliopsida; Brassicales; Brassicaceae.